CACCCUUUAAUCCCAUUCGUUACAGAGACCCUUGGAUUCCUCCCGGCAAUACUGCCGUCUGUUUCCCCGCUAUUCCGAGUUCGGUAGGGAGGAUAGAAGAAAACCCUAAACCUAGAAACCUUCCAUCCAUGGCAUCGCGGAAGAAAGAGGCCGAGGGAAUUGCUUUGUUGUCUGUGUACAGCGACGAAGACGACGAGGAAAUGGAAGAACCUGACGAACAGGGAGACGGAGAAGCAGAGAUGCGACGGCGGCAGCAACAACAACAACAACAGCAAUUAGAAGGCAGCGAUGAUAGGGAAUCGAAUUACAUGGAAGAAGAUUCGGCGAACGACGCGAUGGUUACUGAUGAGUACGGCAAUGGAGCUACCCCGCCGGCAGGCGAACAUAAUGCAUCUCCGAAGGAGGUGGCGCUGCAGCAGGUUCAGGUUUCGUUCUCUUCGUCUUCCCGGCAGCAGUUGCAGGAAGGACGAGCGGUUAGUUCGAAGAGAAGUGGGAGGGGGAGGCUUACGAUAGUAGACUAUGGGCAUGAUGAAGUUGCAAUGUCUCCUGAGCCCGAAGACGGUGAAAUUGUGUUGUGUUAGGGUCAAUUUUGGUGUCUGUUCGAAAAUUCAGAACGCUGAAAUGUGGAUGCAUACAAAAUCUCUAGCAGCUCUACUGUCACACAAGUCUUUCCGCAAUGAUGCAGGUAGAGAAGAGAUGAUUCCAGGGCCAAGUCAGCCAUUUGGAUCCGAGGCUUCACAGCUAACUGAUCACUCGGAAGCACCUCAGUCAGAUAAUAUGAACAAUAGCUCCGAUGAAUUGGAAGCUGUCAAGGUUGAGGACUCUACUGGACUUACUGAGGGCAAGGCGGAUCGGUUGGAUAAAUUUCUACCGCCACCACCUAAAGAGAAGUGCCCAUCAGAGUUGCAAAAUCGAAUAACAAAGUUCAUCACUUUGAAGAAAAUUGGCAGAAGCUUCAAUGCAGAGGUCCGUAAUAGAAAGGAUUAUAGGAACCCUGACUUCUUGCUGGAUGCUGUUAGAUAUCAGGAUAUUGACCAGAUAGGAACUUGCUUCAGUAAAGAUGUAUUUGACCCCCAUGGAUAUGAUAAAAGCGACUUCUAUGAUGAAAUAGCAUUUCAUGUAUUUGUCAAGCAGAGGUUGAUUUGAGGCGAGAUAAAGAAAGGAGGGAGCAGGAAUUGAAGAAGAGCCCAAAGGUUGAAUUUGCACCAGGAGGAACUCAACCAGGAAUUGUGGUGCCUCCUUCAAGAUUCAGCAUGGCUAUUCCAGUUGCUGCCAGUGGAUUGCCACCAGCACCAGAACCAGUUUCACGAAAUGGUAGGCAAAACAAGAAGUCAAAAUGGGAUAAGGUGGAUGGUGAUGGAAGGAAUUCUCUCUCAGGUGGUGGGCAAGAUUCUUUAGCUACAGCAGCUGCUGCUCAUGCCGUGUCUUCUGCUAAUGCUGGUUCUGGUCCUUCUGGAUAUCCAGCUUUUGUUCAGCAGAAACGGCGGGAGGCAGAAGAGAGAAGAUCCGGGGAGCGGAAGAACGACCGAAGGUCAUGAUUAUUUUCCGGUGAAGUAUGUGGUUCAAGUAUAUGCAUAUACACAGUGGCUUGAGUUGGUGGGAAAUAAGAAUUUCACUGAACUGCAAAGCCGGAAAGCAUACUUGAAAAUGUAACAUGUCUCUUGUCAAGGGAUGCAACGGAUCAGGACUAAUAUUACUCUACUCAUAUUCUGGAAAAAUUCCCAAAAUACACUAGUUCUUAAAAACAAUUCUCAAAAUACAUUAGUUAUGAAAAUAAUUCUCAAAGUACGUAU
Molecule: messenger RNA, 1793 nt
Organism: Linum tenue
Lineage: Eukaryota; Viridiplantae; Streptophyta; Magnoliopsida; Malpighiales; Linaceae
Source: the annotation of a GenBank genome assembly